Messenger RNA from Bicyclus anynana (squinting bush brown), 2056 nucleotides. RefSeq names its product cyclin-dependent kinase 7 (gene Cdk7). Bases 195 to 1220 code for a protein of 341 amino acids. Gene Ontology annotation, biological process: protein phosphorylation; positive regulation of transcription by RNA polymerase II. The transcript has 7 exons. The record is from RefSeq and is a predicted model, not a curated record. Gene Ontology annotation, cellular component: nucleus; transcription factor TFIIK complex; cytoplasm. NCBI's taxonomy places the organism in Eukaryota, Metazoa, Arthropoda, Insecta, Lepidoptera, Nymphalidae. Gene Ontology annotation, molecular function: RNA polymerase II CTD heptapeptide repeat kinase activity; ATP binding; cyclin-dependent protein serine/threonine kinase activity.
UUGACUAACGUCAAAUUUUGAAUUUCAUGUACUUAUGUUGUGUGGUGUUUCGAGUUGGUUAUUUUUUGUUGUAAUUGUAACGUCUAACUGCAAUUGCAAAAAUGACUAUAACUUCACUUAAAUAAAUAAUUUAAUGACAGGCUCUUGAGUUGACUUCAUUUUCAUAUAAAAUAAUACUUCCAACUUUGGACGCAAUGGAAGAACCAACAGGAACAUUACGUUACGAGAAGAUAGACUUCUUGGGCGAGGGUCAGUUUGCAACAGUGUACAAAGCGCGCGAUGUUAAAUCGGAUAAAAUAGUUGCUGUUAAAAAAAUUAAAAUUGGAUCAAGAAUGGAAGCUGAAGAUGGAAUAAAUCGGACUGCUCUCCGAGAAAUUAAACUGCUGCAGGAAUUACAGCAUAUAAACCUUAUUGGACUUUUAGAUGUAUUUGGACAAAAAUCAAAUGUUUCAUUGGUAUUUGACUUCAUGGAUACUGACUUAGAGAUAAUUGUUAAGGAUAGUAAUAUUGUACUUACUCCAGCAAAUGUUAAGGCUUACAUGAUCAUGACUCUAAAGGGUUUGGAAUAUUUGCAUCAAAAUUGGAUACUACAUAGGGAUUUAAAGCCAAAUAAUUUACUAAUUAAUCGAGAAGGAAUCUUGAAAAUUGGUGAUUUUGGUUUAGCCAAAGCAUUUGGUUCACCGACACGAAUAAAUACUCAUCAAGUAGUCACAAGAUGGUACAGAUCACCAGAGUUGUUGUUUGGUGCAAAGCAGUAUGGCACAGGAGUAGACAUGUGGGCAGUAGGCUGCAUAUUGGCAGAACUGUUGCUCAGGGUACCCUUUCUACCAGGAGAGACGGAUUUAGACCAAUUGUCACGUAUAUUCCAAGUUUUUGGUACACCAACUGAAGAAACAUGGCCUGGCAUGAAGAGCUUGUCAGACUAUGUCCAAUACAAGCAUUUCCCCGCUCAGCAGCUGCGGCAUAUAUUCAGUGCCGCGUCCGAUGAUCUCCUGCAGUUGUUGGACAGUUUGCUCUCCCUCUACCCGCCGCGGCGGUGCGACUGUACGCAAGCCUUGCAAAUGCCAUACUUUAGCAACAAACCACCACCAUCUAUGGGACCCAAACUGCCAAUGCCUACUAAUUUAUUUAAAAUGGAAAUAGAGAAGCCAUCUUUGAAAAGAAAACUACUUGACAACAUUGAAGGUGGAUCGGUUGCAAAAAAGCUUCUUCAAUUUUAAAAUUUUAAAUUUCAAUGUUUAGAAACAAAGUGUAAUAUAAUAGUUGUAAUAUCACAUGCCGAGUGUGAUCAAUGUAUUUUGAAAAUAAAUACUGCCAUAAUGUUUGAGGUUGUCUCUGCUAGUGUAAAUGGGUCAAUUGCCUAGAUCAAAAUAUUAUUUUAAAGGAUUUACAUUUGUCUGACGUGACGCAUCAGAACUGAAUCUGUUUCAUACAGUUUUUAUACGACGCAUCAGAAGCCAUCACGACAUGUCGCAACACAUAAAGGCGGAUUUACAUUUGUCUGACGUGACGUGACGCAUCAGAACAGAAUCGGUAUUAUACAUUUUGUAUGGCAACGAUUACACUUAUGUGUUGUGACAUGUCGUGAUGGCUUCUGAUGUGUCGCAUACCAAUUGUAUGAAACCGAUUCUGUUCUGAUGCGUCACAACACGACACGUCAGACAAAUAUACAUCCGGCUUAAGUUUAAACGUUACCAUACAAUAUGCAUGAUACCGAUUCUGUUCUGAUGAGUCAUGACACCACACGUCAGACAAAUAUAAAUCCGGCUUAAGUGUAAAUGUUACCAUACAAAACGUAUGAUACCGAUUCUGUUCUGAUGCGUCACGUUACGUCAGACAAAUGUAAAUCCGCCUUAAGUUGAUCUUCCAUCCUGAACAUGGAGACACCCAAGUCAUGUGUGCAAUGUUGCGAGAAGCUAUUAAUGUAAAUGAAUUAAAUAUUAUGUUUUGCAUUAUUUUAAUGGAUAGCAAAAUGAAGCUGGGCUUGCAGCAUCCAGGGGGUAUAUAAAAAUGUUAAUUAUAGGAAAAAUAAUAUGAAAAUAUAUAUUCGAUAAUA